UACAACGUGUUGCUGUUUUGCAUCUCCAUUAAUUUUAAUUUAUUAUUAUUACUCUCACCAAUAAUUAUAGGAAUCGUUGAUCAAAGUUCAAUUUCAUUAUUCAAGCCUGGAACAUAGGGGAAAUAUAGAAAUCAAUAUCAUAGUUACUGUCUCAUUUUGCAAUUCAUAAGUUAACCAUCAAAACUAAUACCAUGAUGCACAGAUACACACUCAUAAUAAUUUGAGAAAAUAAGUUGAUUGAAUUUAUUGGCAUCGGACACCGAGACACUUUGAUCAGAAGUUAACACUCUCUAUUAUUUUAGUCCAAUGUAUAAAAAUGUCAGUUGUGAAUAUGUCCGCCACCAUGAGACUUCCAACAGCUUCCUCGUACAGAACAACAACCUCUAGGACGUCUUGUGCUCUUAUGAAGAGUCCAUCAACUUUGAGAUCUGUGAAGAAUGUGUCCAAAGUAUUUGGACUAAAAUCUUCCUCAUUUAGAGUGUCUGCAAUGGCAGUAUACAAAGUGAAACUGAUUGGACCAGACGGUACUGCGAACGAAUUCGAUGCCCCCGAUGAUUUUUACAUUCUGGAUUCAGCUGAAAAUGCUGGGGUGGAUCUACCUUACUCAUGCAGAGCUGGUGCAUGUUCUACUUGUGCCGGCCAAGUGGUUUCAGGUUCUGUGGAUCAGUCUGAUCAAUCCUUUCUCGAUGACCAGCAAAUUGAGAAGGGUUAUCUUCUCACAUGCGUCUCAUACCCGAAAUCAGACAUUGUGAUUUACACUCACAAGGAGGAAGAACUCUACUAAGUGAUAUGUGCUUAUUGUUAGCUUUUCUACGCUUGCUUUGACCAUGUGUUAUGUAGUUGGUUAUUGGGAAACUAUGUUGAUGUUUGUGUAACUUAAUGAAUCAUUUUAGAAAAUCAAGAGAGGAAACAAGUUACAGGACAUAAGUUUGUUUUCUAAAACUACUAUUAUUAUGUUAGCCUAGUUUGAAUGUAUUGCACUCUUUGAUGCAUUAGAUGAUUUCUUUGCAAUUUCGCAUAUUGUUGCCAGCUAAUAGUGAUAUUUGAUAUUUCUGCUGCUGUGGGAAUACAAGUUUGGUGUGUAAUUUGGUUUUCUUCUUCUAGAUGUUGUUGAAACUUAAAAGCAUUGGAUUCUAUUGAAGGGGGGUGCGUUAAGAUUGAUUUUGGUCCUACGAGACCAAGGUAA
This is a messenger RNA of Cicer arietinum (chickpea), 1186 nucleotides long. RefSeq names its product ferredoxin, root R-B1-like. The record is from RefSeq and is a predicted model, not a curated record. Lineage: Eukaryota; Viridiplantae; Streptophyta; Magnoliopsida; Fabales; Fabaceae. Gene Ontology annotation, molecular function: 2 iron, 2 sulfur cluster binding; electron transfer activity. Gene Ontology annotation, cellular component: plastid. Gene Ontology annotation, biological process: electron transport chain.